AUGAAAUUGAUAAAACUAGUAAAAAAUUCAACUGGAGGGGCUACUAUUCAGCUAUUACCAGAAGAUAAAGAAGAUCUGUUUACCAUUUAUCAAAUAAUUGACAAAGAUGACGAAUUGGUAUUUAAAAAGAAGUUCACUACAAAAACUUCACAAGUGAAUGAACAAUCGUCAUCGGUGAAAAAAUCAACUGAUUUUGCAAGAUUGAGAAUUAAAGUUCUUUCAGAUGAAUUUUCUCUAAGCGAUGAUUAUUUGAAAUAUAAAGGUGUCACUACUACUGAUGAAUCAGGUCAAUCUAAUGUUGAUAUACCGGUCGGGAAGUUUAUCUCUUUUGUGGUAAACUUCACAUAUCCAUUUACCAUUAUUAAGGAUGAUUUUGAUAAAUUUGCAGAAAGGUUAUUGAAGGAGUCCUGUAAUCCUGUGGCCAAGUCAGACACAGCUGCUAUUGCCUUACAAGAAGGUAUCGCUCAUGUAUGUCUCUUAACCCCCUCUUCUACGCUCCUAAGGCAAAAGAUUGAAUAUAGUAUGCCCAAGAAGAAAAGAUCUACUGAUGUCAUGAAAUUUGAUGAAAAAACUCACAAAUUCUAUAAGGCUAUCUAUGAAUCCAUCAAGAAGAAUUACGAUCUAGAUUCUUUAAAACUAAUUAUCUUAUGUUCUCCAGCAUUUUACGCUAAGACUCUAUACGAGAACAUUUUACAUUAUGCAAAGGAAGAAAAUAACAAGAUGAUAUUAAAAAACCAAUCCAAAUUCCUUGUUGCACAUUGUUCUACAGGUUAUCUUCAAGGGAUCACUGAAGUGCUUAAGGACCCUAUUUAUACGUCCAAAUUAAAUGAUACUAAAUAUGCCCAGGAUAUUCAAAUACUAGAUGAGUUUUUGAAGCAUUUGGAUGCGGAUGACGCUAAGGCAUGGUAUGGUGAAGCUGAAGUUAUCAAAGCUGCCGAUAUGGGUGCUAUAAACUGUUUAUUGAUUACAGAUGUUCUUAUAAGAUCAGAGGAUUUGAAAAAGAGGAAACAGAUGCAGGAUGUAGCCGAUAUGGUGGAACAGAAUGGUGGGAAAGUAAUGAUAUUUAGCACUCUUCAUAGUUCUGGUGAGGAAUUAGAUAAACUAACUGGGGUAGCAUGCAUUCUUAAAUACCCAUUGCCCGAUUUAGACGAAGAUCUUGAAGAUGAUGACGAAGAUGAAAGCGAGGCAGAUAAUGACCAAAAUGGUUAUGAUGACGAUGCCUAUUGA
Molecule: messenger RNA, 1227 nt
Organism: Naumovozyma castellii
Lineage: Eukaryota; Fungi; Ascomycota; Saccharomycetes; Saccharomycetales; Saccharomycetaceae
Exons: 1
Coding region: 1-1227 (408 amino acids)
Source: RefSeq, a predicted model, not a curated record